UUUGUUUACGAAAGAGUUCAAAACAGUUCGAACGGGCACCCAUCAAACCGUCCGAAAAUUGCAGUGCAAAAAUCCCAAAAAUCUGAAUUUGAUUUCAUAGGAAUGUCCGGAAAUAAAUCCAAAGGCUGGUUCAAAUCGGCAUUCGAUUUCGAACCACCGACGUCGAAGACGCCAACGGUAAAGCGCAGUUCCUCAGUCACGAUGAACCACCAACGGCCGUCGCCAAAACCCUUCCCGACUGAACCUGCCAGCAAAAAGACCAAAUUGGAACGCAGCACCAGCACGGGACAAAAUGUUUCACCUCCUGCGGUGACGGAUCCGCACCAGAUUGAUUGGUCAGUGGAUUUGGCGCCGAAAUCUGUGGCCGAUUUGGCCGUUCACUUCAAGAAGAUCGAGGAAGUUCAGCAGUGGUUGAAGACGUACGAGCGGGUUAAGGGGACGGAUCCUGCGGCAAUUCUGCUGGUUUCCGGGCCGGCGGGUUGCGGCAAAGGUUCAACGAUCAAGACGGUCGCUGCGGAACUGGGGUACCAGGUAUCCGAAUGGACCACCCCGGUUGAUGUGGAUCUGUUCUAUUACGAUAAUUACGACUUCGACAAUGGGACACGGGAGGAAGUUACGUUCAAAGAGAGCCAAAAGGAGCAGUUCGAUGCGUUUCUGUACAAGACAUCCCGGUAUUGUUCGAUUUUCGAGGGCCACUCGGACCGGAAGCUGUUGCUGGUGAAGGACAUUCCAAAUGUGUUUCUGCGGGAUCCAGAAGUGCUGAAGAAGUCGCUGGAAGCUUAUCAGGACACAGGGGCGUCGCCGUUGAUUUUCAUUGCGACGGACACAUCCAGCCGGAAGUUGGACAUUGUGUACAAUCUGUUUCCGCCGGGGGUUUUGCAGGACUUUCGGAUUCAUCAUAUCACGUUCAACAGCGCUUCGACAACGCUGAUGAAGAAGGCGCUGAAACGGAUCACUUCGCUCAUGGUUGGACCGGAAAUGACACGGCAUUAUCGGGUGCCUUCGCAGGAACUGAUCGACAGCAUAAUCCUGUCUUCGCAGGGAGAUUUGCGCAGUGCGACGCUGAAUGUGCACUUUGCUUCGUUGAAGAAUGCUCCCCGGCUGGAAACGGAAAUGGUUUCCGGAGGAGGGGCGGUGUUGAACACCUCCGGGGUGCGAAGCACGAAGGGAAGGAAAAAGGAAACGAAGCUGAAGUCAGUUGGAGGGGAUGGGAGCAUCACUCUGAUGCAUGCGUUAGGUCGUGUGUUCAAUCCAAAAUUCGAAGAAUCGAAAAAGUUCCACCACUCGCCGGAGGAUCUGACCGAUGCCUUCGUGUCGCAACCGAGUGCGAUGAUAUCACUGAUCCACUCGAACUACGUCACCCGGUUUACCGACAUUGACGACAUCGUCGGGGCUGCGGACGUUCUGAGUUUGGCCGAUGUGAUCAUGAGCGAUGGCUUCCGGGAGGAUCAACUGACGGGGCAUGGGUUGAAUCUGAUCGUUCGAGGGAUGAUGGUGUAUAACAGGAAGACGGCGAGUGGGUGGCAGCAGAUCCGGAAGAAGAAGGCCUUCGAUAAACCGAGUGUCAGAAAUCAUGAGCAACAGUUGAUAAGGUUUGGUCUACAAACGUCUUCCAUUUCGUCGGGAUUGUUUGUUACGGACUACAAGAAAUACCUGGACAUUAUAAAGGACACAUCGAAGGUGUAAUUUUAUAUUUAGAAGGUAAAUGUUAAUUAAAAGAAUUAUUCGUUAAA
Messenger RNA from Aedes albopictus (Asian tiger mosquito), 1733 nucleotides. RefSeq names its product cell cycle checkpoint protein RAD17 (gene Rad17). Bases 103 to 1686 code for a protein of 527 amino acids. Gene Ontology annotation, molecular function: chromatin binding; DNA clamp loader activity. The record is from RefSeq and is a predicted model, not a curated record. NCBI's taxonomy places the organism in Eukaryota, Metazoa, Arthropoda, Insecta, Diptera, Culicidae. The transcript has 4 exons. Gene Ontology annotation, biological process: DNA repair; DNA damage checkpoint signaling; mitotic DNA replication checkpoint signaling.